AUGUUAAAGAAAGGACAGUUAGGAAAUGCGUUGAAGCUGGGGGAGGAGUUUUUGGCGUACAGGUUGCAGAGCCGGAUGCUGAUGGCAGCAGGGAUGAGGGGUAGAAGGAUGCAUAGUUUGUCGAAAUAUGAGAAGAGUGGGAACAGAGAGAGUGUGGAGAGGAAGAUUAAGGGAAGUAGGAAGAGUAAGGAAAGUAAGGAGAGCAAGACUAAAGGAAGUACACAUAAAGAGAAUAUGGAGAGCAAGAUUAAAGGAAGUGCACAUAAAGAGAAUAUUAGAGAUAUUAAAGGAAGUACACAGUGCAAGAGUAAAGGAAAUACACAAGGAAAUAUUAAAGAAAGUACACAGAGUAAAGAGAAUAUUAGGAAUAUUAAAGAAAGUACACAGUGCAAGAUUAAAGAAAACAUCCAGAAAAACGCAGUGGGCAUCCAACGACUCUCGGACGAAUUAUACAAACAAGUGUUCCCGGACAUAUACGGCAGCCGAAAAGGGAGAAAAGACACCACAGAUCCGAAAUUGGUGGAGCUGGCGCGCAAGUACCUCAAGGACAACGAGCUCCUCGGCAAGAAGUGCUCGGAGAACGAGCCGAUCAGAUUCCGGCUGCCCAAGUUGCAGGGGAGGAACUUGGAGGAGCACUUCCAGAGGCUCGGCGCGGCGAGCUGCGGGCGGUACGUGGUGCUGGCGGAGCGGCUCCUACGGGUGGGCAACGACCCGCCGGCAAGGCCCGGUGGCGGCUCUGGUGGUGGCCCCGGUAGCGCCACAGGGAGUACGCCGGGCACCCAGUGGGUUCUGCGGGGCGGCUGGACGCGGUACUGCCCCGGUCGCCCGCCCGAGCACGUCGACUACCCGGUGGAGGACGAACUCGUCUUCGACGUCGAGGUGAUGUACCGGGUGUCCCAUUACCCCGUGCUAGCCACGUGCAUGUCACCCGUGGCGUGGUACGGCUGGUGCUCGCCGUAUUUGGCGGGCGAAAGUGACAAAAUCGACGGGCACUUGAUCCCGUUGGGGGUUGACCGCCGGGAGAAAAUCGUCGUGGGCCACAAUGUGUCGUACGACCGGGCCCGGGUGCGGGAGGAGUACAGCCUGGGCGCAUCGCGGGCUUUUUACCUGGAUACGAUGUCGCUGCACGUGGCGGUGAGCGGGAUGUGCUCGCGGCAGCGGGGGAAGUGGAUCCAGUACCGCAAGAGGAUGGAGGGCGGGGAGGAGAGCCGGGGGCAGCUCGAGGAUCUGCGCGAGGGCGCGCACACGGGUGGGCUCCGGCGGCUGUUGGCGAAUCCAGUGUUGGAGGAGGAGGAGGAGGAAAAUUCGACAGGCACGGGGAAAAAAAUGACCAUCAGCCUGGCGGACGACCCGUGGCUCCGCAUGAGCAGCAUGAAUAGCCUCCGGCACGUGGCGCGGUUCCACUGCGGGAUCCGCAUGGACAAGGCGGCGCGGGAGGAGUUCGAGACCACGGACAUCGGGCGCAUCCGCGCGCGGUUCCAGCAGCUGAUGGACUACUGCGCGGCGGACGUGGAGGCGACGUACCGGGUGUUCGGAAAGGUGUUCCCGGCGUUCCGGCGCAUCGUGCCGCACGACGUGAGUCUGGCGGCGCUCCGGAUCAUCGGCCAGAGCGUUUUGCCGGUGAGCCGGCGCUGGAACGACUACGUGCGCACGGCGGAGGCGCUGUACCAGCAGAGUUUCCGGAGCAUCGGAAUCCGACUAGCGCAGCUGUGCGAGGAGGUGGUUGCCCUCAAGGACAAGGCGGCGGCCCGACCCUGGGAGGGCGACCCGUGGCUCUCGCAGCUGGACUGGACGAUUGUGCCGCCGCGGCUGACCAAGGCGGGCCGGCCGUACAAGCGGCAGAAGCUACCGGGGUACCCGGCGUGGUACAAGAAGCUGGUCACGGGGGGCCGGCUGCACAUCACCACGCGGACCCGGAUCGCCCCGCUCUUGCUCCGGCUCUCCUGGGAGGGCUGCCCGGUGUUCUGGACCGACACCCGGGGCUGGUGCUUUUGGGUGCCCCGGGCACAAAUCGCCAAAUUCAAGACCAAGAACUACCUCCCCGUGGAUAUUGCCGCCCUUCUACACGAGGAGCCUGGACUCCGGCCCCACAUCUGCCCCCUGGUGCCGGGCCACUGCCUCUUCAAGGUGCCCCACGAGUCUGGCCCAACUGCCAGGACCACCAGCCUCAUGUCCAAGCCCUUCAUGCGGUACUUCCAGCAGGGCGUGCUUUCCUCCAAGUUCCAGGUUGCCAAGGACGCCUUGCAGUUGGCCGUGUCCAACAGUUACUGGGUCAGUUCGCGCGAGCGCAUCAUGGACCAGUUUGUUGUGUUUGAUGAUGAGGGUGUAGCUGAUAUAGUUGGAGGGGGUGCAGCUGAUGAAGUUGGUUUGAGUGUUAAUGCAACUAAUUCAAUUAAUGAUGUUGCAGAUAAAGCUGGUUCAAGUAUUAAUGCUAAUAUGGUCAAUGCAAAUGCGGUUAAUGUUAAUACACUCAAUGCUAAUACUGUCAAUUUGAAUACUGUCAAAGCUAAUACUGUCAAAGCUAAUACUGUCAAUCCAAAUACACUCAAUCCAAAUACACUCAAUCCAAAUACACUCAAUCCAAAUACACUCAAUCCAAAUACUGUUGAUCAAGCUACUCUACCCAAUUCUCUCGAUUUGGCCAAUAAACUUGAUCAUGCUAAUGGAGUAGAUCCAGUAUCCAUGGGAUUGAAGGCGGUGCCCACAGCAGCUGGAAAUAACGCUGCAACCAAUGCCAAUCUAGUAGGUAGUGCCGAUAAUGCAAAGAGUGUGGAUGCACCCAAUGAAAAGAAGGUAGUCACUGAAAAUGAAAAGAAGGUGGCCACUGAAAAUAAAAAGAAGAUAAUCACUGGAAAUAAAACAAAAGCAAAUAUCGGGAUCCCUCCCCUGCACACAUUCACCAACCCACCAGGAACAGACAUCGACACGGUGGGCCUGAUCAUCCCCCAGGUGAUCCCGAUGGGCACGAUCACGCGGCGCGCGGUGGAGAAAACUUGGCUCACGGCGUCGAACGCGAAGCCCACGCGGCUCGGGUCCGAACUCAAGGCGAUGGUCCGCGCCCCGCCGGGAUACUGCUUUGUCGGCGCCGACGUCGACAGCGAGGAGCUCUGGAUCGCGUCCCUCAUGGGUGACUCCGUGCUGAAGAUUCACGGCGGCACGGCGCUCGGCUGGAUGACCUUGGAGGGCAACAAGGCGAUGGGCACAGACCUCCACUCGAAAACGGCCAAAAUAUUGGGCAUCUCCAGGGGCGACGCCAAAAUCUUCAACUACGGCCGGAUCUACGGCGCAGGCGUCAGCUUCGCCACCACGUUGCUCAAGAAGUUCAACCCCGCAAUGGGCGAGCAGGAGGCUGUGCGCACGGCCCACCGGCUAUACGCGGCAACAAAAGGCCGGGCGGGCGGAGUCGCAGGCGACCGCGUGUGGCACGGCGGGUCGGAGUCCGUCGUUUUCAACCGCUUGGAGCAGAUCGCCCAGCAGGACGAGCCUCGGACUCCGGUACUCGGCGCCGGUAUCACUGCCGCCUUGAAGCGCAAAUUCCUCAACGCAAACACCUUCAUGCCGUCCCGCGUCAACUGGGCCAUCCAGUCGUCCGGCGUUGACUACCUCCACUUGAUCCUUACGUCCGUCGAGUACCUCUGCCGGGUCUACGGAGUUCCGGCCCGGCUCUGCCUCACGGUGCACGACGAGGCCCGGUACCUCACGCCGCUGCGCCACCGCUACCGCCUGGCCAUGGUGCUGCAGAUCGCCAACCUCUGGACCCGGGCCAUGUUCUGCCACCAGGCCGGCAUCGACGACGUCCCGCAGACCUGCGCCUUCUUCUCCGCUGUCGACAUCGACCGCGUCAUCCGCAAGGAGGUCAACAUGGACUGCAUCACGCCCUCCAACUCCCACCCUAUCCCGCACGGCGAGUCCCUCGACAUCUACCAGCUCCUUGCCCGCGAUGAUGUCCGCCGCAUGCUCGCCAACCCGCACUCCCCGGACCUCUCCUCCAUCCCCGUGCCGCCCCCGCAGCCCCGGCCCUUGCAGCAGCUCGACCGCCAUCUCGACCCGGGCACACGCCGGCUCUAUGUGUCCAUGCAGACUGCCCGUGACGAGUCCCACUUCGCUGCCUACAGGCGUAAGUAUCUGCGUAAUCUUAAGUUGCAGGAUGCGGGUCGGUUUGGGGUGAGUGGGGGCAAAUAUCCUGGGGGAAAUUCUGGGGAAAUUUCUGGGAAAAAAUACUCUGGGGGCAACUCGAAAGGCUUUUCCUCUAAAGGCAUUUCCUCUAAUCACACUUACUCCAAUCACAAUUACUCCAAUCACAUUCAUCCAAAAUCCUCUCCCUUAUCCUACAUCCCCCCACCCUUCAACUCUGGCAUCACUUCUUUCCUCACAGCCCAGGACAGAAGAGAAAUCAUCCCUGACACCCCACCUCCUCCAAGAGUCUAUCAGAGAAGGUGA
Molecule: messenger RNA, 4440 nt
Organism: Brettanomyces bruxellensis
Lineage: Eukaryota; Fungi; Ascomycota; Pichiomycetes; Pichiales; Pichiaceae
Exons: 1
Coding region: 1-4440 (1479 amino acids)
Biological process (GO): mitochondrial DNA replication
Cellular component (GO): mitochondrion; gamma DNA polymerase complex
Molecular function (GO): DNA binding; 3'-5' exonuclease activity; DNA-directed DNA polymerase activity
Source: RefSeq, a predicted model, not a curated record